CUCACCAAAUCUACCCUGACAUACACGCACGCCUUUUUUCUGGCAGCAGUGCAAGCUUCACCCUUACCCCGCGUCGGCAUCCUUUCUGCAACAAGUAUGGCGGUCGGGAAUGUAGCAUAUAUUGCGGUGGUUGUCGAGGCGAUCAUCGCGGUCACAGAGACGGGAAAUCGCGCUUCUCUCCUACCGUCGCUGAAGAAGCAGCUGCCAAGGAUGAAGAGCAAGCUGCGGUCGGCGAUACAGACCGGAGUCGAGGACGGCUCGCUAGCGAAGGCGAUCAGGGGCAGCAGGGACUCUCGACGACAUGGUCCCCUUGGGAGCUUCCUCCGGACUAUCUUGCUUAUUGCCUACAAGCUCGGCUCCGCAGGAGGAAAGACGUCAACAUCAUCUGUCGCCAAGAGGAAGAUGAGGACCGUCGUCACCAGGAGAAAGGCCGUCGUCACCAGGAGAAAGGCAGUAGUCGUGAGAGCGAGCAAAUCCGCCACCGCCGCUAGGAGAAACAACGCCUCGAAGAAGAAGACUAGGGUUUCCACGUCGGCGAAGGCGCCCUCCACCGCCGUCUCGAACGCUGGCAAGAUCGCUGCUGUACUUUGGCCCGGGUGGCGGACCGCUAACCCCGCCAAAAAGACCGCUUCCGUCAAGAGAGCCGGGAAGCCGGCAACGGUAGUGUCGAGACGGACAGCGUUAGCAGCCGGGAAAAAGAGGGCUGCGGUAGCGAGGAGGAAGACCGUAACCAAGGGGGGGACCGUCGCAAAGAUCAAGGCAACAACGAGCAAGAAGGUUGCCAAGGGAUGAGGCGGUGUGUGGGGAGCCGGGAGUGUGCUGUGUGGCUGGACUGGCCAUUGGCGGUGAUCUUGCUGGGGCAGGAGAAUAGCGAUGUUUGUAGAGUAGUUUCUGGUCUCUCGAAGAGGGCAUACGCACGUUUGGAGAAGCGAUCAGAUGGAUGCUAUGUGAUGAGCGCAUAAUGGUCAAGAUGCGACCUUUUGUCGACAGCUAUCACGGGUAGAGAGAGAUCUCGUGGACGGCGUUGUUGAUCCCGGAGAGCUAUCUCUUGCGUCUUCGUGAGAGCCAGAGAUUCUGGAGAUCUCUUGCGUCUUCGUGAGUGGUGGGCAUGAGCAACCACGUUUCAUGUAUAGUCUAGACUAAGAAAUCCGGAGUAUGUGCAUUCAUCAUGGUGGUAAUGAGUGGUACAACGGUCCCUCGUCACUUUAAAGCAGACAACAAGCAGAGUAUGCCGAGGAUCUGCCCCUACUUGUUGUGGCAUGUCGUUCUUAGGGAUAAGAGGAUAUUGUUGGUGGACAUCCUUGACUACAUAGCACUGAACUGUGACUCAGGCUCCUAAAUAGUGAAGCAGUGGGAUCUGCUUCCGUGUUGUUGUUGUACGUCAACGUUUUUUUCGCCCUGCCGUUCGUUGUUGUUGUU
Ectocarpus sp. CCAP 1310/34 is the source of this 1419-nucleotide messenger RNA. NCBI's taxonomy places the organism in Eukaryota, Phaeophyceae, Ectocarpales, Ectocarpaceae. The record is from the annotation of a GenBank genome assembly.